AUGGUAUUGUUUCUGCGCAAGAAUUUGGGUGGUUUAAUUUCGAAGCAAAAUUCAUCACUCUGCAAAUACAAUGUUUCUCUCCCUCAGUUGCUCCGCAAUUUAUCGGCGUCGCCGGAGAGAGAAGUAGUAACCGCCGCCGCGGUUCACGAUGUGCUGGUGAACAAACACGAUUUCUCUCCCGAAAUCGCUUCAGCGGUUUCCUCCGCUCUGAGCCGAUUCAGAUCCUUCCAAAAUGCCGAUUCGAUUCUCACUCUCCUCGAAGAGAACCGCUUUUCGAGUAGUCAGCUGCAGAGAAUCGUAAAAAUCUAUCCUGAGAUUCUGACGGCAAGAGCUGAUGCCGUCAGGCACAAGAUCAAAAUCCUCACUGACUUCGGCUUUUCUGCCGAGGAGAUUGCGAAGAUAAUGUCGUGCAGUAAUGAUACCGCGGAGAAGAAGAUCAUUCCGCAGCUCGCCACGCUCAAGGGCAUGUUGGGAUCCAACGACGAGGUAAUAGGGCUCGUGAAGAGAUCCGUGUGGUAUAUGACUGUGGAUUUGGAGAAUAUUUUCCUCUCAAAUGUUGAUUUCUUAAGGAGCUGUGGUGUGACUACGGAGGGUGUACGCGUCCUUCUGCAUAGUUACCCACGUUGGCUCUUGUUGAAGCCUGAUUUGAUGAGGAAGGCGGUGGAGAAGGCGAAGGAGAUGGGGGUAGAUCAAAGGAGCAAGACUUUUGUCUAUGCUAUUCGCGCCAUUGCUUCCCGUAGCAAGCAGAGUUUGGAGCUCAAGAUGCAGGGCUUUCGUGAUAUGGGAAUCUCAGAGAGUGAGGUAUUGGCGAUGUUUAGGAAGGCGCCCACAGCGUUCUGCAUUUCGUUGGAGAAGAUGAAGGAGAUCAAGAGUCUUCUGCUUGGUACCGGGAGGUACGAGAUGUGUGAUCUGAUCAGUGAUCCAUCGACAUUCAUGUGCAGCGUUGAGAAGAGGUAUAAGCCGCGGCUGCAGGUUCUGGAGAUGUUGGAGAGUAGGGGUCUGAUUGAGAAAUGGCCUGCUUUAUCAUCAAUUUGCAGAUGGACAAAUGAGAGGUUUGUGGAGAAAUAUGUGAGGCCCUAUUCAGAUGAACUUGGUGAAGUAUAUGGUGCAUUCAAGGGUAGUGAGAAAAUCAAGAAGUGA
This is a messenger RNA of Salvia splendens (bonfire salvia), 1140 nucleotides long. RefSeq lists its product as uncharacterized. The transcript is spliced from 2 exons. Lineage: Eukaryota; Viridiplantae; Streptophyta; Magnoliopsida; Lamiales; Lamiaceae. Gene Ontology annotation, molecular function: double-stranded DNA binding. The coding region runs from base 1 to 1140 and encodes 379 amino acids. The record is from RefSeq and is a predicted model, not a curated record. Gene Ontology annotation, biological process: regulation of DNA-templated transcription.